AUGGAAAUCCCGUAAGAUUCGACGGUCCGUCAAUCAAACAAAAGAAAACAGCGACGAUGAAAAAGCAAAUUCUCAGCCCUUUCCUUCCCUCCUUGUGUUUUUCCUCCGCCGCCGCCUCCUCCCCCUCCCUCUCCUCUCCGCCGCCGCCGCCGCCUUCUCCUCCGUAUCUGUAUUAUCCAUUACUUUAAUUGUAUUACUCCUUCCCGAUUCCGUUUUCUUCUUCCCUGCUUUUCCCUGUACAGCUCUAUCAAACCCGCCUUCUUCCUACACUCCCUGGAUCUCUCUCUCUCUCUCUCUCUGUUCCUGUCUGGCCCAUCUCAUCCCCCUUUCUUUCUCAUUUUAUUUCUAGGGUUUCCAUUUCCAAUUAUGAUCACUCUUGUUCGCUUUGAUCAUUCCUCUUCUGCCUUACUUUCCCUCUUUCCUCUUUUCUUCCCCUUUCAAUCCCUUUCACUUUUCUCCUGAUUCUCUCUGUAUAUUCCCUCAAUUUCUCAAGGGUUUUCCUAGGGGUUUGCUUCUGCUAUGUGGGUUUCUCUCUAAUUCCCCAAUUCUCCACCACUUCAUUGAAUUCUACGUACCCUUUGUGUCUCUGUUUAUAUUGUAUACUGGGUGUUCAUUUCUUUGGAUUUCUCCACUAAUAAUGGCUUAUCAGCAUAUUCCGGUUCCUAGUUCCGUUUCUGGAUCAACUUCCAGUUCUGGGUUCUUGAACUCUCCCUUUGGUGAUACCACUUACACCAAGGUCUUCGUUGGUGGCUUGGCUUGGGAGACUCAGAGCGACACUAUGAGGCACUACUUUGAGCAGUUUGGGGAGAUUCUUGAAGCCGUUGUUAUAACGGAUAAGAAUACAGGGAGAUCCAAAGGAUAUGGUUUCGUGACUUUCCAGGAUCCAGAGUCAGCUAGAAGAGCUUGCUCAGAUCCUACUCCAAUUAUUGAUGGCAGGCGAGCCAAUUGUAAUCUGGCUUCACUUGGCCGGCCUCGGCCACCUAUAUCUUAUGGACGUUUUAGACCGCCUGCAGUCUAUGUUGGACGAAUGCAACCCAACAGGGGAGCUUAUAUUGGAAAUUUUGGCUACCAACAACCGGUUUCUUAUCCUUAUCAGCAGGGACUUGCAUAUCCUCCUUAUAGUUAUGCUACUUAUGGACCUGAGUAUGUCUACCCACAGCAAUACCUGCAGAUUUAUGGGGUGCCUGGGUCAGCAAGCCCUACUUUUUAUCAUUAUGGACAAUUAGGUCAAACAGUCCCUGGUGGUCAUGGAUAUGGAGCAGUACAUGGAUAUGGAAUGCCAAGUCCUCAGAUCGUGCAGUUUAGUGGUCCUAAUGUUAAUGCAUUAACAUCUUCUCCAAUGCCUACAAUUCAGGCACCAUAUCCUUCAGGGAUUCCAGCACCUGUUGCAGCACAACCACAGUUUGUUGUUCAUUCUCCUUCUCAGUUUGUACAAGGUAGCGGUUCUGACCAAACAUCUGGGUGAGGAGUUGAUCAGGUAUCCAUAGAUUGCAGCAGGACUUAGAGCAGUGGAGCUGCUACAUGAGUGGCGGGCUUCGGAUCUAACCUUGCAAAUAAUUUAUCAUGCAUUCUAGAGGUCAUUGUCAUGCUCACCAGAGACGCCAGAUGGUCUUGAGUCGCUCCAGACGGUGGAGAAGGAAUAUGGAAGACCUUUCUUCUUCCCCAGUGUUUAUAAACUUUUACACGCUACCGACGCUCUGGAGAGUGGUAGGUAGUCGUCAUGGAUUGAUUGACGGGUGCUUGAAUCGGGUUUAAGCAUCUAUUUAGGAAUAAAAACUUGUAAAAAGAAGUCAAAAUUAGAAUCAAUAUAUGAUUCUUUCAUAGUAAACUCCCAGCAUUUUGGGUGUAUAGGAAGAAGUCUGGUGCUUUGUGUUCUAGUGGGUCUAUCAUCAUCUUGGAACUAAUAUAUGAUUAAGUUCAUGUGCAUAUUAGUUAUAUAUAGCAUUUAUUGUAAUUUGGAUUUGUUUUGAAGCCUGACUUCAUAAGAACGAAGCAGCUUCAGGUUCUAUCCAAUCCAGAAGAUUGAAUUGCUGAUGUUUCA
Messenger RNA from Cucurbita moschata (crookneck pumpkin), 2041 nucleotides. RefSeq names its product RNA-binding protein 24-B-like. The coding region runs from base 638 to 1465 and encodes 275 amino acids. Gene Ontology annotation, molecular function: RNA binding. NCBI's taxonomy places the organism in Eukaryota, Viridiplantae, Streptophyta, Magnoliopsida, Cucurbitales, Cucurbitaceae. The transcript is spliced from 8 exons. The record is from RefSeq and is a predicted model, not a curated record.